Cryptomeria japonica (Japanese cedar) is the source of this 1708-nucleotide messenger RNA. RefSeq names its product 7-hydroxymethyl chlorophyll a reductase, chloroplastic. Lineage: Eukaryota; Viridiplantae; Streptophyta; Pinopsida; Cupressales; Cupressaceae. The record is from RefSeq and is a predicted model, not a curated record. Gene Ontology annotation, cellular component: chloroplast. Gene Ontology annotation, biological process: chlorophyll cycle. Gene Ontology annotation, molecular function: 7-hydroxymethyl chlorophyll a reductase activity. Bases 74 to 1708 code for a protein of 544 amino acids. The transcript is spliced from 15 exons.
UCCGAGCUCGUUUGGAUUUGGUUCCCAUUUAAAACAAAUAAAAAAUCAAUCUAUCCAUUCAAAUUUCCUGUAAAUGGCGAUCUCAGUAUGCACGCACGGCUUCUCCAACUUCAAAUCUCUUUCCACCCCGCUGCAAGUGCGAUGCUCCUCUGGAAAAGAGACUCAAUUGAGGGAGGAUUGGAGGAGGAGGUCGAAGCCCAUCUCCCCUGGCGGCGUUUAUCCCGCCAAAGACCAUUGCAGUCAAUGCGGAUUAUGUGAUACUUACUUCAUUGCUCAUGUAAAGAAUGCUUGUGCCUUCCUUGGGGAUGGCAUGUCAAGAAUUGAGGCCCUAGAACCAAGAGUGCAUGGGAGAGGUAGGAAAGAAGACUCACUGGAUGAUUUAUACUUUGGUGUACAUGAGGAAAUGAACUAUGCACGGAAGAUUGAGCCUGUGGAAGGAGCACAAUGGACAGGGAUUGUGACCACAAUUGCUAUCGAGAUGCUACGCUCUAACAAAGUGGAUGCAGUCAUUUGUGUCCAAAGUGAUCCAGAAGACAGGUUUAUGCCACAGCCAGUGGUUGCCAGGACCCCAGAGGAAAUUUUAGCAGCGAAAGGGGUGAAACCGACAUUAUCACCUAAUUUGAAUACACUAGCUGUUGUUGAGGCACUAGGAGUGAAGCGACUGCUUUUUUGUGGAGUAGGUUGCCAAGUGCAAGCAUUAAGAGCAGUGGAACAAUAUUUAGGGCUUGAAGAGCUGUAUGUACUUGGCACAAAUUGUGUGGAUAAUGGACCAAGGAAGGGCCUUGAUAAGUUUCUAAAGGCUGCAAGUAAUAGCCCUGAAACUGUUUUACAUUACGAGUUCAUGCAGGAUUACAAGGUUCAUUUGAAGCAUUUAGAUGGUCAUAUAGAAGAGGUUCCAUAUUUCUGUCUUCCAGCAGAUGAAUUAACUGAUGUCAUUGCUCCUUCUUGCUACAGUUGCUUUGACUACACAAAUGCAUUGGCGGGAGGUGGACAGGGUAAUGGAGGUAAUGGAGGUAAUGGAGACGCAUCGGUUAACAGGGGAACCGGGACAUAUGCUAGAGCAAGUUCUUCUACUACGACACCACUCAUGCCACAGUUUCCUCCGAGACAGAAUGACCAGAAUAAUGCCGUUCCUACACAACAAGAGAUUCAAGAUAUGAUUAUGGAUGAUUGGAGGAACUCUAGCCCUGAGUUACAGGUUGAGAUGACAUUCAGGGAAUAUAUGGAUGUUAGACUCAAGAAUAUGCCCAUGAGAGGAAACCGACAACAGAAUUAUGAGAUGAGGAAGAAGUUGGGAAAGUUGUCUAUUCCAUACUAUGAUGGUACAGGGAAGGCUUCAGCACGAACAUGGGUCCAAAAAUUAGAUACUUAUUUCCAGCUUAAUCCCAUGCUUGAGGAGGAUGUGAUUAAGUAUGCUGCAUUGCACUUGGAUGGGAGUGCACACGAGUGGUGGCACCAUGGUAUGGUCACAUUGGGCCAUAACCAGAUAGACACAUACGCAAAGUUCACUAAGAGGUUGAUUGACAGGUUUGAUACGAAGGAUCCAGAACUCCAUUUCAAGGAGUUAGCCCAGUUGAGACAGUGGGGUCCUUUCGACAGUUACAUCUCAGAUUUCCAGAGUCUAUUAGUGUUGGAUGCCAUUCGGAAGGCGAGAGAUCUUGCACCUUUUGCUUCUAGGAGUAAGUUCAUUCCUAAGGAUCCACACUAA